GCGGCGUAAACAAAGGCCGUCUGCGGCGAGAAGCAAGCUGGAGGUGGGGCGGAGGGGCUGGAAGCAGGUACCGGCCCGAGGCGGACCCCUGCCCGCCCUGCUCCCGGCUCUGCGUCCUCGCCGACCCCCGCCCGCGACCCCCGCCAGCCGGCGAGAGGCCGUCCUCGGUGAGGCGGGCCGCGAGGACGCGAGCGCGGGCGGCGGGGAGCGGCCCUAACGCUGUGCCUUUCGCCACCGCCGCCUCGCCUCGCGCCACCGUGCGUCUCCUUCCUUUUCCUUUGUCUUUUCCUCCGUCGCGGGUGCGGGAAUUGUCGGUGAGCCGAAGUGCAGCCUCAAGAUGGCCGAUGGCUACGAGGACCUGCGGGAGGACGAGCUCCCGGGGCCGGCCUAUGAGGGCUACGAGUCCGCGGAACUCGCCUGCCCCGCUGAACGCAGCGGCCACGUAGCCGUCAGCGACGGGCGCCACAUGUUCGUCUGGGGCGGCUACAAGAGUAAUCAAGUCAGAGGAUUAUAUGACUUUUAUCUGCCUAGAGAAGAACUCUGGAUCUACAACAUGGAGACUGGAAGAUGGAAAAAAAUUAACACUGAGGGUGAUGUUCCUCCUUCUAUGUCAGGAAGCUGUGCUGUGUGUGUAGACAGGGUGCUGUACUUGUUUGGAGGACACCAUUCAAGAGGCAAUACGAAUAAGUUCUACAUGCUGGAUUCAAGGUCUACAGACCGAGUAUUACACUGGGAAAGAAUUGACUGCCAAGGAAUUCCUCCAUCAUCAAAGGACAAACUUGGUGUCUGGGUAUAUAAAAACAAGUUAAUAUUUUUUGGAGGGUAUGGAUAUUUACCUGAAGAUAAAGUAUUGGGAACUUUUGAAUUUGAUGAAACAUCUUUUUGGAAUUCAAGUCAUCCAAGAGGAUGGAAUGAUCAUGUACAUAUUUUAGACACUGAAACAUUUGUCUGGAGCCAGCCUAUAACUACUGGUAAAGCACCUUCACCUCGUGCUGCCCAUGCCUGUGCAACUGUUGGAAACAAAGGCUUUGUGUUUGGAGGCAGAUAUCGAGAUGCUAGAAUGAAUGAUCUUCACUGUCUUAAUCUGGAUACAUGGGAGUGGAAUGAAUUAAUUCCACAAGGCAUAUGCCCAGUUGGCCGAUCUUGGCACUCACUAACACCAGUUUCUUCAGAUCAUCUCUUUCUCUUUGGAGGAUUUACCACUGAUAAACAGCCACUAAGUGAUGCCUGGACUUACUGCAUCAGUAAAAACGAAUGGAUACAGUUUAAUCAUCCCUAUACUGAAAAACCAAGAUUAUGGCAUACAGCUUGUGCCAGUGAUGAAGGAGAAGUCAUUGUGUUUGGUGGGUGUGCCAAUAACCUUCUUGUCCAUCACAGGGCUGCACACAGUAAUGAAAUACUUAUAUUUUCAGUUCAACCAAAAUCUCUUGUAAGGAGACAGAAGAAAAAAGCUGGGUCAGGAGUCUUUAGUGUAGGGAAAUCGUUCCUUGAUCUUCUUUUUCAAGAUGUUCUGGGACUUCCCUGGUGGUGCAGUGGUUAGGAGUCCGCCUGCCAACGCAGGGGAUUCAGGUUCGAGCCCUGGUCCAGGAAGAUCCCACAUGCCGUGGAGCAGCUGAGCCAGUGAGCCACAACUACUGAAGCCCACACGCCUAGAGCCGGUGCUCCGCAACAAAGACAAGCCACUGCAAUAAGAAGCCCCCGGACCGCAACGGAGAGUAGCCCCCGCUCACCACAACUAGAGAAAGCCUGCGCAUAGCAAUGAAGACCCAACAGAGCCGAAAAUAAAUAAAUAAAUAAUUGUAUUUAAAAAAAAAAAAAAGAUUUUCUUAGCUAUUCUCUGGUAUUUACUCUUUCAAAUGAACUUCAGAAUUACUUUAUCAAGUUAAUUAAAAUCUCGAUUCUUUUUUGAAUGA
This is a messenger RNA of Orcinus orca (killer whale), 1913 nucleotides long. RefSeq names its product kelch domain containing 2 (gene KLHDC2). The record is from RefSeq and is a predicted model, not a curated record. Lineage: Eukaryota; Metazoa; Chordata; Mammalia; Artiodactyla; Delphinidae. Gene Ontology annotation, molecular function: protein binding. The coding region runs from base 338 to 1540 and encodes 400 amino acids. The transcript has 14 exons.